GGAGGAGGCGGCGGGAGCUUCACGGGCGGCACCGUGUCCAGCUCGACGCAGAGCGAUUCGCCGCCGGAGCUGAGCGCCGAGCUGCGCAGCGCCAUGAGCGCCGCGGGGGUGGUGGUGGUGGACAAGCUGGGCUUCAAGUCCUCGUCGUCGUCCUCCUCGUCGGCCUCGUCCGCCUCCUCCAAGAAGGACAAGAAGCAGAUGACGGAGCCGGAGCUGCAGCAGCUGCGCCUAAAGAUCAACAGCCGCGAGCGCAAGCGGAUGCACGACCUCAACAUCGCCAUGGACGGGCUGCGGGAGGUGAUGCCCUACGCGCACGGCCCGUCGGUGCGCAAGCUCUCCAAGAUCGCCACGCUGCUGCUGGCCAGAAACUACAUCCUGAUGCUCACCAACUCGCUGGAGGAGAUGAAGCGCCUG
Molecule: messenger RNA, 414 nt
Organism: Meleagris gallopavo (turkey)
Lineage: Eukaryota; Metazoa; Chordata; Aves; Galliformes; Phasianidae
Gene: OLIG2
Product: oligodendrocyte transcription factor 2
Biological process (GO): oligodendrocyte differentiation; myelination; positive regulation of transcription by RNA polymerase II
Cellular component (GO): nucleus
Molecular function (GO): DNA-binding transcription factor activity, RNA polymerase II-specific; E-box binding; protein dimerization activity
Source: RefSeq, a predicted model, not a curated record